This is a messenger RNA of Nanorana parkeri, 1530 nucleotides long. Its product is annotated as putative tripartite motif-containing protein 75. Bases 1 to 1530 code for a protein of 509 amino acids. The record is from RefSeq and is a predicted model, not a curated record. Lineage: Eukaryota; Metazoa; Chordata; Amphibia; Anura; Dicroglossidae. Gene Ontology annotation, molecular function: zinc ion binding; protein binding. The transcript has a single exon.
AUGGAUAUCAUAUCCGAGAUACAGGAGAAGCUUUGCUCCAUGUGCCACGACUUUUGCACGGAUCGCGUGUUGCUGCCGUGUGAACACAUUUACUGCAGGCGCUGCAUGGAGCAGGUGCUGAACGUACAGGAUCAUUGGACCAUUUAUUACUGUAUGGAGUGUUACAAACCCUGUCAGGUUCGUCCUUUGAUCAAGCAGGAGGUCACAGAGCCGAGUCCCUGCACCGAACAGAUCAGCUGCACCUACUGUGACGUCCCCGCCAUUAAGACUUGUGUGCAAUGCGAUUCCUUAUUUUGUGCUACGCACCUGAUGAAGCAUCCCAGUUUGCCGGGACUCCUUCUGGUAGAACCUUCUCUGUCCCUGGACGAAAGAAAAUGCUCCACGCACAAAGAGAUCCUGAAAUAUUACUGCAGAGAAGAAGGUUCCUGCAUCUGUAUGUCCUGCUGGGCGGUUGGAGACCACCAGGGACACCAAGUGACAGCUUUGCAUGAGUUUGUAGAGCAGAAGAAAAGCAACCUGAGACCCAUGAUAGAAAGGUUCGAAGGCGACCUCAAUGAAUCCGAGAAACAAAUUUGUAGACUGAUUGCUUACGAAAGGGACGAGAACCAGAAAGCAGAUGCUGUCAUAAAGAAGGUCAUGGCUCAGAUUGAGGACCUAAAAACAGAACUCAGCGCUCGGCACACUAAAGUCCUGGGCGUCAUCUCCAAACAGAAGAAGAUGGUUUCCCUCUCGGUGUCUAAUCAGAUUAAGAAGCUGGAGACGAACAAGAGCGAGCUGUCCAGGAGGAUGAAACGCAUCACCGAGCUGUGCGAGGUUGAAGACCCCUUAACGUUCCUAAAGGACGAAAAAGAAAGCAACAUGGCGUGGAACUUCUCUGGCCGAUGGAAGACGAAGAGUUGCAUUAAGAUCGACGAAACGUCCAUCUCGCAGAAGCUGCACAAGAGACUCCUUCAGUUUGCCGAUGGCCUGAUCGAUCGCAUGCUGAAAGAAGACUUUCCGAAGAUGAAGAAGUCCAUGAUAACGCUGGAUAAGAAAACGGCUCAUUAUAGCAUCAUCAAGACUUACGGUCUCAGAAGAGCCUUUUAUAGCUCGAAACGUCAGAAGGAGGAAAGUAACGAGGAGAGGUUCAAAUCCCGCCACGUUUUAAGCAAGUGCAGCUUUUCGGGUGGGAAUCACUACUGGGAGGUGGACGUUGUUGGCAAGAAAAGAUGUUUCAUUGGGGUUGCCUGCCAUAGUAUGGACAGAAAGACGAUUUCGUCUAAAUCACUCAUCGGGUUCAACAACAGAUCAUGGAGUCUCGGCGUUGACGAUGUUCUUGCCGCCUACCACAACUGCGUUCAAAGGGAAAUUCCCACAGAUUCCCCUGUGCGGUCGUUUGGGAUCUUCCUGGAGUAUAAGGUGGGCCGUCUGUCUUUCUACCAGCUGUGUCACCCCAUCAGGCACCUCCACACCUUCACAGCCACCUUCACCGAGCCCCUCCAUGCCGCUUUCUAUCUGGAUAAAGGAUCCAGUAUAACAAUUCAAGAGUAA